Frankliniella occidentalis (western flower thrips) is the source of this 1956-nucleotide messenger RNA. Its product is annotated as minor histocompatibility antigen H13. Lineage: Eukaryota; Metazoa; Arthropoda; Insecta; Thysanoptera; Thripidae. Gene Ontology annotation, cellular component: lumenal side of endoplasmic reticulum membrane; membrane; cytoplasmic side of endoplasmic reticulum membrane. Bases 43 to 1173 code for a protein of 376 amino acids. The transcript has 8 exons. Gene Ontology annotation, molecular function: aspartic endopeptidase activity, intramembrane cleaving. The record is from RefSeq and is a predicted model, not a curated record. Gene Ontology annotation, biological process: membrane protein proteolysis.
GCAGACCAUCGGCUGUCUGCUGCAACGGAUACACACAACAACAUGGCCGACGUAGUGGAAGAUGUUGUGAGCCAAGUGAAGGAGUUUUUGACAGAUGCCCCUGUAAAUGGCACCCGAAAAACUCCAGCCACCCCUGAGGGGAUGGCCAUGGCUUAUACCAGCCUCGUAGUCAUGGCUGUUUUGCCGAUUUUCUUCGGGUCCUUGCGUUCCGUCCGAUUCCGCAAGGUGCAGAUGGUAAGGAUGGAAUCUGGGGCAAAGCCUGAAACUAUGACAAGGAAAGAUGCAGCAUUCUUCCCCUUGAUUGCUAGUGCAGCCUUAUUUGGAUUGUAUCUUUUCUUCAAGAUUUUCUCAAAGGAGUAUGUGAACUUACUCUUGACUGGGUAUUUCUUUAUUCUAGGCAUCAUUACCCUAACACACUUAGCAAGCCCACUGAUAAAUACUUUAGUACCUGCUGCCAUUCCAAACAUUCCUUUUCAUCUCCAUUUUAAAAGUGGAGCUGGGGAAGAUGAGCAAGAUAUAGUGAACUACAAGUUUUCAUCUCAUGACAUUGUUUCUUUAAUUUGUUGUUCUAUUUUUGGAGCCUGGUAUUUGUGGAAGAAGCACUGGGUUGCCAACAACCUCUUUGGAAUCGCUUUUGCCAUUAGCGGUGUAGAAAUGCUGCACUUGAAUAACAUUGUCACUGGGUGCAUCCUCCUCUGUGGACUCUUUGUCUAUGACAUCUUCUGGGUCUUUGGAACUAAUGUUAUGGUUACUGUGGCAAACUCUUUUGAGGCUCCAAUUAAAUUGGUCUUCCCUCAAGAUCUUCUUGAAAAGGGUCUCUCUGCAAGCAACUUUGCAAUGCUUGGUUUAGGGGAUAUUGUCAUUCCAGGAAUUUUUGUUGCUCUUUUGCUUCGAUUUGACCACAGCCUGAAUCGUAAUACUAGAACGUAUUUCUACUCAACGCUGUUUGCCUACCUGAUGGGUCUCCUGGCCACCAUUUUUGUGAUGCAUGUUUUCAAACAUGCUCAGCCAGCUCUUCUGUAUCUUGUGCCAGCCUGCAUAUCUGUACCAGUUGGCGUUGCUCUAAUCAAAGGAGACAUCAGAGCUCUAUUUGCAUAUGAAGACUAUGAGGAGGGAACUGGAGAAACCACAGGCAAGAAGCAAGCACCAUCAAAAGAAAAAAAACAGAAAUAAUCAUAAGGUUAGCAAAUUAAUUUCUAUAAAAUGUUUCUUCAUACUUGCAACAUUUUCCCAUUAAUGUUUCAUCAAUCUCUAAACUUCAUAGGAGAAAUGUGUUUCAUGAACUCAGCUUAAUCUCUCUGUACUCAUGUUAAAUUCUCAUUCCAUGAUUGUUUGUACCAACAGAGGCAUGGGUGAGGUGACACAAUGAUUUCUGUUAUUAUGACAAUGUUUUGAUUUUUUUUUUAAAUUGACCGAUCAGGCUGCUUUUUUUUGUUUCUGUUUUUUUAAGUAACCAUUUUAUUUCUUUUGAUAAAUGUGUCUUCCUCACACAACUUAUGUGCUUCCCUUCAGAACUGAUUUGCAUACCUUAUGUACACAGCUGGGUUCAUAUCUUUUAAAUGACACGGCACAAUAUGUUAGCCUGUAUUAGGUUCUAAAGAACUUUCAUCUCUCAACAUGUGUUAUUCUCUAGAGUUGCAUUUAAGCUAACCAACCAUCACUAGGUGUCAUAUUGUAACAUCUUGGUUUCAGUUAUCUCGCUUCAUUGUGUUGUCUGUACUUAUUUGUGAUAGCCAUGCUUGGAAGAACUUAGAUUGAACUGCAUAAAUACAAACUACAAUGUAAAUAGUCGUUUUGCACAAUAAGAUGUGUGUAAUAUAAAUGAACUUUCUCUUUUGAAGAGAAAAAAAAAUCUCACCUUUGACUGAAGAGCUGUUGUUGAUCUUUGGGUAUAUGUAUCUGAACUUGAAACAUGUGUGGUGUAUGACAUACACAGCAGUCCGGUAUUAAAAGCUU